Molecule: messenger RNA, 931 nt
Organism: Culex quinquefasciatus (southern house mosquito)
Lineage: Eukaryota; Metazoa; Arthropoda; Insecta; Diptera; Culicidae
Gene: ND-23
Product: NADH-ubiquinone oxidoreductase subunit 8
Exons: 3
Coding region: 161-802 (213 amino acids)
Biological process (GO): mitochondrial electron transport, NADH to ubiquinone; mitochondrial respiratory chain complex I assembly
Cellular component (GO): membrane
Molecular function (GO): NADH dehydrogenase activity; 4 iron, 4 sulfur cluster binding
Source: RefSeq, a predicted model, not a curated record
GAGCCAUCCCCUGCGCUGUCAAAACAACGGUUACCAAUCAUUUACGUAAUCUGUCAAAAUUCUGGUGCCAGGAAGAAUCGUCGCACUUUUCAGCUCGGUGCUGCGGAAAAUCCGAUUUUCUCACCCUUUUUGCGCCCCAAAGUCCGCGAAUCCAAACGAAAUGUCGGCCGUCAGGAUUUUCUCCCUCGCCAGACAUACGAGCCGUGUCGCGUUCCGUCCGGCACCGACGACUGCGAUGGCCACCCGCACGUACGCCUCGAUCAAGCCGGAACAGUACUAUUAUGUAAACAACCAGGACCCGAGCAUGGAGAUGACGGACAUCACGGACCGCGCCGCCCAGACCAUCUUCUGGACGGAGCUGUUCCGGGGAGCGGCCGUAACGUUGGCGCACAUCUUCAAGGAGCCGGCCACCAUCAACUACCCGUUCGAGAAGGGACCGCUGAGCCCGCGGUUCCGUGGCGAGCACGCCCUCCGCCGGUAUCCGUCCGGUGAGGAGCGCUGCAUCGCGUGCAAACUGUGCGAGGCCAUCUGCCCGGCGCAGGCCAUCACGAUCGAGGCGGAGGAGCGCACCGAUGGAAGCCGCCGGACGACCCGGUACGACAUCGACAUGACCAAGUGCAUCUACUGCGGAUUUUGUCAGGAAGCCUGUCCGGUCGACGCCAUCGUCGAGGGGCCCAACUUUGAGUUCUCGACCGAGACGCACGAGGAGCUGCUGUACAACAAGGAGAAGCUGCUCAGUAACGGCGACAAGUGGGAGUCGGAGAUCGCGUCCAACAUCAACGCCGACUAUCUGUACCGCUAAAGUUCGAUUGCUGAAGAGAUUUAUAGCAAAACAAAUUGUAAAAUUUCAAAAAAUAAGAGUUAUGGAGUGCGUGCUGGCUAGGCUGCACUCCACUUGAAAUAAAUGUUUGCCUAGCAGCGCGAACCGAAA